Molecule: messenger RNA, 478 nt
Organism: Nanorana parkeri
Lineage: Eukaryota; Metazoa; Chordata; Amphibia; Anura; Dicroglossidae
Gene: HOATZ
Product: chromosome unknown C11orf88 homolog
Exons: 6
Coding region: 20-478 (152 amino acids)
Biological process (GO): cilium assembly
Source: RefSeq, a predicted model, not a curated record
CCGCCAUAAACAUCUCAGCAUGGAGAGCCCGGAGGAGAUCGGAGCCAAUUUCAUGGUGUUCGCCGGGUCCUCGGAGCGGGAUGUCUUGUGCAGUAAAAUCUUCUGGAGCUCCCUGACUCUGCAACCACCGCUGGAGUCCAGGCUGGUGUCCGGGAACAUGGAGCAGAGACUUCGCCCGGCAGGGGAGCCCAGGCUGCGAAGGAAUUACACACAGCAACAACUGGAGGAUCUCAAGACAGAGUAUUUCUUAUGGGAAGCACAGAGAGAACAAGAUAUAGAACAAAGGGCUCGUUAUCUACAGAAAGCAAAAAGAAGGGAAGAAAUCAUGGCGUUACUGAAAAGACAAAGAGAAGAUCGCAUCAAGAAAGAACUUGUAUCUCUUGGACAUAGACCAGUAAUUGUAGCAGAAGAGCCAAGGUUUUCUACGCCUGGCACAGAUGUUCUGGAAGACGGAGAGGCUGUGAAACAGCUUAGCUAA